Dicrocoelium dendriticum is the source of this 372-nucleotide messenger RNA. The record is from the annotation of a GenBank genome assembly. Lineage: Eukaryota; Metazoa; Platyhelminthes; Trematoda; Plagiorchiida; Dicrocoeliidae.
AUGGAGACAAUUGUUGUUUUCAAAACCACUACUUCCGCAAUGCUCUCAAUUUCUCUGUAUCUAGUUAUAACGGAGGUCACCACAACCAACGGGAUGGGUACAACGCCAAUCAAGACUACCACAGGUGGUUCAAUGAAACCCACCGAUGGAGCUACAAAAGCCGUGAUCAAAUUCCCUAUCACCUUUCUCAUUGUUAUCAUCAUUUUUUUACCGGAGGUCACCACAACCAACGGGAUGGGUACAACGCUGAUCAAGACUACCACAGGUGGUUCAAUGAAACCCACCGAUGGAGCUACAAAAGCCGUGAUCAAAUUCCCCAUCACCUUUCUCGUUGCUAUCUUCAUUUGUGAGUUGUUAGUUCCUUUUAGUUAA